AAUUCUUCUUGUACAAACACACAUCAGUCUAUCAUCGACGUAACCUCAGGACUCCUGUCUCUCCCCUACUCUUCUCGGCCUACAAUGAUUGAGAUACACUCCUUUUAACCUCUUUCCUACCAUCCACCACCCACAAUCCACCCCACAAAUCAAUCCGAACCGAAAGCCUCGUUGCUUGCCUUGCCCGUCCUCACGAUCCUUCAACCACGCCCACACCGAAUUUACUGCGUGUACACAUCACCACUACCACCACCUCGCCCAUAUGGAGAGCCUCAGCCUCCACGACCCCCAGCCAUCAUCCGCGCCGGCUCUGGGCCAACAACCAGCGCAGCAAGGAAAUGCCGUCUUCCCAGGCCCACCGCCAACCCAAGGCGCACCACAACUCCCGCCGCAGAUGUUCACCACGGCUGCGCAACUAUUAGAUCUCACCGACAAAAAACUCCUCCUCGUACUGCGCGACGGGCGCAAGAUUCACGGUGUUCUCCGAUCCUGGGACCAGUUCGCCAACCUAGUCCUGACCGACACACGAGAGCGAUAUUUCGUCACAAUACCAGCCACUGAUGCCACAUCACAGCCUCGACAUCUCUACUGCGACAUCCCCCGUGGCACUUACUUGGUGCGAGGAGAGAAUGUGCUGUUACUGGGUGAGGUCGACCUUGAUAAAGACGACGAUCCUCCUCCGGGGUAUGAAGAAGGAAACGUCGAGGAAGUCUUCCGUGCUCAAAAAUUGCUCGAACAGACGCGGAGGGAGAAGGACAAGGUUCGGGGGAGAAAGCUGGCUCAACUUCUGGGAGGAGAGGUUGAGAAUAGUGGUGAAGUCCUCUUUUGAUGAGAGAGAUAUUUGGAGGUUCCUUCCAAAAGACAUAGAACGGGAUCCUACCCUUUGGAGUCUCUUCGAUGUCAGAGGAGGUCAAGCUGCCAUCCAUCCCUUGUCGGACACACACGCCCUCGAUCGCCAUCUGGUCUCUCUCCGUUCCGGCCCGGGAAGUCGAUCGGGUCUGUACAUCACAGGCCAUAUUUGUUUUAGGUGAAAUGUUCUGUGGCUUCUGGCAACCAGAAGCCAUGGCUUGGUCUAUCGGGGCAGAAUAUUGUGAAAUGCCCUUUGACCAUGAUGCUGUUGAGUGCCACGUGAUGAGGAUCGCACGAACCUCGAAACUCACUGGAGCUGGCAAAACAUCAUUUACAGGACCCUACAAUAUAUUGAUAUCGUCUUGUUCUCUUGAUUAAUUAGAC
This is a messenger RNA of Exophiala mesophila, 1233 nucleotides long. RefSeq lists its product as uncharacterized. Gene Ontology annotation, cellular component: P-body; Lsm1-7-Pat1 complex. Gene Ontology annotation, biological process: deadenylation-dependent decapping of nuclear-transcribed mRNA. The transcript is spliced from 2 exons. Gene Ontology annotation, molecular function: RNA cap binding. The coding region runs from base 263 to 829 and encodes 188 amino acids. The record is from RefSeq and is a predicted model, not a curated record. NCBI's taxonomy places the organism in Eukaryota, Fungi, Ascomycota, Eurotiomycetes, Chaetothyriales, Herpotrichiellaceae.